AACCACCGCCAGUAGAUGAGAAUCGGGAAUUAUUUUCUAUUCCAACCUUUCAAAGAGAGCCACGCAUCACUCUCGGAAUUAUAAUAGAUACCUGAUUGUUGUGCUGGAUUGGAGAUGUAUGAAUUAAAUGAGGGAGCUUAGGCUACAUAUAAAUACAUAGUCGGUAGUGAAUGUAUGGGCGAAGGAAAAGUACCUACAUAUAAAACUUCUAACUUAACCUAGUCUACCCGCCUCUUUGAAUUUCGCCUUAAUUACCUUAUUCGGGUCCCAUUUUAUUUGAUUUUAUUAUCUUCAUCAACUUGUUGGGGCUCUUGGGAUUUUCCAUUUUCUCAAUCUUGCAUCUAACUACAACUGAAUUGCGACGUCAAACUGCAAGAAACGGUUCGGUCCAGAGAAGCACCGCCUCAAACUUCUCCGCAAAACCUCGGGAGCUGCGCCUCGAUUCGUUCUGCAAGUCAUAUACAUCAAGUCACGUCACAUGCGAAAUCUAGUUGAAGAUGUUCUGAAAUCUGCAAUUUUUUGAAUACAUAUCUUGCGUUGCCACUCACCUGAUUGAUUUCAUGAUAUCUUAUUAUUAUUGUAUGCUAAUUGGGAUUUAUUGAGUGGUAUCAAUAUGGACGACUAUCUAUUUGAUUGGCACGUCGACUUGUGUCAAGUUGUCCAGGAGAAGACGAGCUACCUGGAGAUCUUUAAUUAUUCGGAUACGAGUUAUAAUACUUGCGACGAACACAGUUUGGUGACUGAGGAUGAUUUUCAUAAUUUCCUCCAUCAAAGUGGCACAUUUAGUGCAAGGCCAUUGAAGGAUGGAGUGAAACUACAGGAUGGGAUUCGUCUGAUUGUCCAAAAAGAUGCCAACCACGAAAAUACGUUUGCGCCCGAUCAUAUAUCGCUUGAUAAGAAGCAGUAUAGGAAUAUGGUGAACACAUGGCACCUACCAUUCAGGGCAAUCGAGGGUAGUAGCCUCGUUGGGCCGUUCUUUUGGUGCUCCCAUGACCAUAGCGAGAACGAUGAUAAUCGCCAUCUACAAAUCAUCUUCCGAAAAUCCGACGUGCGUAAGAAGGGCAAAACUCGAGGAUGGGAGAUAAUGCUGUCGUACUCAUACAAGACCGGUAUCACCUCAGGAUUCGUCAAAGGGACAACGAGCUCUGAUAUCGCGGAUUCGCUUAAGCACUUGACCGCCUGUUGUGGUCAGGCCGGUCAUCCUUUACUUCUCCCAAUGAUCAUUCUCACUCAUGAUCUUGCAUCCAAAGGCGACAAGAAGCAACGUGAUUUACGCGAUUGGCUGCGUCGUCUUGAAAAUGCCAUCACGAUGCGUAACGAGAUUGAUGAGAAGGAAGUUUAUCAGGAGUUCGACGUGGACGGGAUUAAUCGAGAUCUUGUAGAAUGUCACUCCCAGGUUCUGUGGAAGCGGCCGCAAGCUUACCAAGAAAUUGUAAAGGAGAUCAAGGGAGCGAUGGACAAGUUCGAGCAACUCCUGCCAAGAGAAGGCCAGCCCGCUGCCCUGAGGGUCCUUCAUGGUAGUAUGAUGGCUCGAUUGGAUUUCUACCGCGUCAAAUUGACAGGCAUGGAGCAUUAUAUCCAUACGACGUUGGAGAGGUUACACAUCCAACGUCAAGCACUGUACAACAUCAUGGCCCAGAAGGAAUCUAAGCUCAACCUUGAAAUUGCGUCUCAGCAAAGGCGAGUAGCACAUGCAACCAAGCGUGAUGGUACUGCCAUGAAAACGUUGUCCCUCCUCGGUGCUGUGUUCCUUCCAGGAACGUUUAUGGCUUCGGUUUUCAGUAUGACGUUCUUCGAUUUCGGUGUUGGGAGUGACGACGGCUCUGGUGGCGGAACACACGUUUCAGGCCUACUUUGGGUAUACUUUGCGGUGACGAUACCACUCACUCUCGUCAUCGUCCUCUUUUGGUACUUGAUUGACGAGAAACGCGAGAAGAAAUACCGCGAAGAGGACAGGGAGAUCGAGAAGGGUAUCGACACUAUGGAAAAGGAUAUCUUGGCUAUUAUGCGCAAGAAGACCAUUAGUAAGGCUAAUACUUGGACUUCCGGGGGACAGCUCGCGUCAGCACGCCAAGCGAGAAGAGAUAGGAUAGUAGCGAUAAAGGAAGCCGACAACGAAAUUUUCGAAAUGAUUUAAUUGGCGUUGGGGCAAAGGGGUUGCGAAAAGAGUAAACUGUCAUUUCCGAUGAUACCACAAUUCAUUAAGCGAUCGAUUACGGGUGGGAUUAUUGCU
Hypoxylon trugodes is the source of this 2233-nucleotide messenger RNA. RefSeq lists its product as uncharacterized. The transcript is spliced from 10 exons. The coding region runs from base 614 to 2137 and encodes 507 amino acids. Lineage: Eukaryota; Fungi; Ascomycota; Sordariomycetes; Xylariales; Hypoxylaceae. The record is from RefSeq and is a predicted model, not a curated record.